Molecule: messenger RNA, 2412 nt
Organism: Strongyloides ratti
Lineage: Eukaryota; Metazoa; Nematoda; Chromadorea; Rhabditida; Strongyloididae
Product: Kazal domain and Organic anion transporter polypeptide OATP family and Major facilitator superfamily domain, general substrate transporter-containing protein
Exons: 4
Coding region: 1-2412 (803 amino acids)
Biological process (GO): transmembrane transport; sodium-independent organic anion transport
Cellular component (GO): membrane
Molecular function (GO): protein binding
Source: RefSeq, a predicted model, not a curated record
AUGGAUAUUGGUAAAGAUAAUACAAAAGAAGAUGAAGAAGAUUAUUUAAAUGGUCAAUCACCUAGUGCAGAGACUCAAUCUGCUCCAGGAGAUUUAGCAAAAUUGCCAGGUACUUCAUCUAAAGAAUCUCUUGAUUUUCCUUUAGGAUAUCCAAUUAUUUCAAAUAUUCCUAUAAAUGAGGAAAAUACUUUUAAUAAAGAUAUUGUAUCAUCUACUCGUUCACCUAAAACAAAUAAUUCACGAAUAGCUCCAAGACCUAAAGGACAUUACCGUGGAACACGUGAAAAUGGUUUUGCUUCAGGUCCACCAUUUCCUACAACUCCACGUCGUGAAGUAACAUGGUUAUCACCUGAGGAACGACAAAAAAAAGUUCAACAAAUUGAAUUAAUUCAAAAACAAUUUGAUAAUAUAACAAAAGAAGCUCAAUGUGGUUUAAGAGAUUGGCGUCCAAAGUGGAUUCAACGAUUUGCUAAUAGAAAAAUAAUGUUAUUAUUAUUAUGUUGGUUUUGUACAUUACAGGGAAUGCUAAUAAAUGGGUUAGUUCCUUCAUCGCUUUCUACAAUUGAAAGACGAUUUCAAAUAAAUACGAGUACUAUAGGAAGAAUUAUGCAAUUUUAUGAUUUUGGAUAUGUAUUAUUUUGUAUUCCUGUUAGUUAUUUUGGUGGAAGACAUUCAAAACCUCUAGUCUUAGGUAUUGGUUUAUUAUGUAUGGCAAUAGGAAGUUUUAUUUUUUCAACACCACAUUUAAUAACUGAUGCCUAUACAUUAAAUUAUAAUUCAGAAGAUUCUGCAUUAUCAAAAUGUUCAUCAAAUAAUCCAUCAUUAUUUUAUAAUAUUUCUAAUAAACAAUACAAUACCAAUGAAUCAAAUUCAAUACAUUCUCCUGAUGCUUUGGCUUUAAAAUCUUGUCCAUCUCCAGAAAAUCAACCUGGAACAUUUAGAUACGUGUUUCUAUUUUGCCUCGCACAUUUUUUACAUGGUAUAGGAGCAACUCCUCUUUUUACUAUUGGUGUUAGUUAUAUUGAUGAAAAUGUUGGUACAGCACUUUCAUCAUUAUAUGUUGGAAUUUUUUAUUCAUUUGCCAUUUUUGGUCCUGCUUUAGGCUUCAUAACUUCUUCAUCUUUUUUACAAUAUCAUACAGAUUUUUUACAACCUGGACAAGCUUUUGCUAUAAAAAAUUUAGAUGAAUCAGAUCCAAAAUGGGUUGGUGCAUGGUGGGUUGGAUUUCAAUUAGCUUCUAUAUUAAUGUUACUUGCUGUAUUUCCAAUUAUAAGUUUACCUAAAGUUUUACCUGAAAGUUUACAAUGGCAUAAAAAUAGACUACAGGAGGAGGCAUUAGCUGGAGGGCAAAGAAAACGUACACCAGAAUGUUGUGGUGUACCAACUUCUGGAAAAACAGCAGCAGUAUUUGGUUCUUUGAUGCAAUUAGAUGAAGCAUCAGCAUCUAAUGUUUUGGCAGAACAGAUGCCUGCUUUAAAAAGUAAAAAUGGUCCUAUAUGGUAUCAAUUAUGGCUUGAUGUUCGCCAUAUUCCUAUUGCUAUUUAUAGAAUCCUUAGUAACGGGUCUUAUAUGCUUAUAACAUUAGCUAUGGCAGUAGAUGGAAUGGUAGUAGCAGGUGCCUCAACAUUUAUGUCUAAGUAUCUUGAAGGACAAUUUUCAGUGGCACCAUCAAAAGCCAAUAUGCUUAUUGGAGUUAUUAUGGUUCCAAUGGCUGGUAUUGGAACAAUGGCAUCAGGUUACAUCAUACAACAUUAUAAAUUUAAUUGUGUCAAAUCAUUAAAAUUUUGUAUUGCCUUAUUAUUGGCAUCAUUAUUAUUAACACCAAUGUUUUUUAUAUAUUGUGAUCAUGAUCAAUUGACUGGUGUUGAAAGACCAUAUAUUGAUACAAAAGAUAAAUUAUUUUUAAAUGUAACAAUAAAUAAUGAUAUGUUACCGAUGUCUUUAAGAUCUGAUUGUAAUAAACAUUGUCAAUGUCUGGAUUCUGAGUAUCAUCCAAUAUGUGCAGAGAUGAAAAAUGAAAGUCAAAUACCAUUUUAUUCUCCUUGUUUUGCUGGUUGCCAAGAAAAAUAUGAUCCAUUAAGAAAAUUUUAUACAAAUUGUAAAUGUGUUCCUGAUGAUGUUAAACAUGUUAAAAAAGGAUACUGUGAAUCAAAAUGUACAGGGCUUUUUGCUUUUCUAACUUUUUUUGCCCCAUUUUGUUUAUUUACUUUUGCUGUAGGAGUACCAUUAAUAUCUGUUGUUUUACGUACUGUUGAGUAUGCAGAAAGAUCUUUUGCCUUAGGUAUUCAAUGGAUAAUAGUACGUGUUGUCGGAACAAUUCCAGCUCCUGUUGUUUUUGGAUGGAUUUUUGAUGUUUCAUGUACCAGGCAACAUUUAGAUCCAUGUAGUGGAGAACAUGGUAGUUUAUCAUAG